AUGCUGCAAUAUAUUGAGCUAAAUGACUUACCGUCUAUUGGGUCUGGGAAUGAUAAAAGAAUAUGGGCAGCUGACUUAACUGGAAAGUUCACAGUUGCUAAUGUUGUACAACAGAUAAGAGAGAAAUACCAGCAGGUCAAUUGGGCUAAAUAUGUAUGGAGCCCUUAUAUCCAUCCAUACACAUCAUGUAAUGUGUGGAAAAUGCUCAGAGGAGCAUGUGCAACUGAAGAAAAUAUCAGGAAAAAGGGUUUCAAUACAGUCUCCAAGUGCUACUUAUGUGGUAAUGGACAAGACAACAUGGAGCACAUCCUAUGGGAGUGUUCAUUCAGUCUGGAGAUUUGGAACUUGCUUGUAGGUAUGUUCAGUCUCAAUACUCCCACCAAAUUUGAUGAAGUUAUUACAUGUGUUAAAAAACAUAGUCCUGCCAUAAGACAUAUAUGGUAUAUCAGUGCUUUUUCUAUGAUGGCGGAGUUAUGGAUGACAAGAAACUUGAGAAUUGAUUAA
Molecule: messenger RNA, 504 nt
Organism: Papaver somniferum (opium poppy)
Lineage: Eukaryota; Viridiplantae; Streptophyta; Magnoliopsida; Ranunculales; Papaveraceae
Exons: 1
Coding region: 1-504 (167 amino acids)
Source: RefSeq, a predicted model, not a curated record